ACCCUCAGGUGGCAACACCUUCCUCAGCCGUGAUGUCGUCUCCUCUCCGGUCAACUCCUGCAAAGACUACUCACGCCCGCGGCACGCCCACACACGCCCGACCCACCAUGGCUCUCACCUCUCCCUUGCGGACCACCUACCAACAGACCGUACCGUCGCCCACUCGGGGGUGUCCAGUGGUGGUAGCGUCCUCUCCCAGCCGCCCCGCCCACGCCACUACCUCGCCCUCCCACGCCGCCACCUCGCCCUCCCACGGCCUCUCCCAGAGUCCUCACGUCACCUGUGCGUCAGCGUGCACGCCCAAGACCACGCCCUCUACACAGCACGCCAGCAGCAAGCUCGCCCACCUCGUCCCCUGCUCGUCCCCACCACUGGUGAAGGAGAGCCCCGACGUGGCCAAGUCUUGCGGGUUCUCAGGGCUGCUGCAGGAGAUGGGCGUGAUGCCCCUGAAGGAGGAGGACACGACGGACGACUCCAUGGGGGAAGAUGAGGAUGGCGACGAUGACUUCGAAAAAGAAGAACAGAAGAAGCCUGGAGAGGACAACAGACGGCGCAAGGCAGGUGGGCGUGGCGGUGGGCGUGGCAGGACCAGAAGCCCCCAGCAAGUCGCUCGCGUGCGACGCAACCGCCGCAUGAAGGCAAACGACCGCGAGCGGCAUCGCAUGCACAUGCUGAACAACGCGCUGGACCGCCUGCGGACUGUCUUACCCACCGCGCCUGACGACACCAAACUGACCAAAAUCGAGACCCUCCGCUUUGCCCACAACUACAUAUGGGCACUCAGCGAAACACUCAAGGGUUUAGACUCACACGCGCCCACACACCCGCAGCACUUGAGUGUAAGUGUGGGCGUGAGCGGCGCCCCCGUGAGCCAACAGGUCCCCGCCGACGUCAGCAUGUACACGGGUGGCGCCCUGGCACCGCCGUCGUCUUACUGCGGGCAGACGAGCGAGGCGGACAUCUGGGGCACCGCCAGCGUCAGUGUGGGCGGCACCUUCACUCCUGGCGCCGCCCACCCGCAGUACAUGCACUACCCGAGCCUCCCCUACCAGUGCCUGUGAGCCCCUCAUACCACGCCCUUCCCACUCUCCUGCUGUGCCUCCUAAUUAGUGCCUCCACCACCGUGUCCAUCCCACCUUCUAGUGCCUGAAGCUUAUGGCUUCCUUACCGACCAGCAGUUGUCUUCUGUUGUACUACUGACUUUCACUGUUCCAGCACGCCGUUAGGCCUCGGAACUUAAAGAAAUCUUUGGAUUGUGUAACAGAUUUUUUGUAUCAAAUUACCCGUAAGAAAGUAUAAGAAGGCGCUGCCUGUUCAGUGUUCCCGGACUAGCGAUCAACACUCCCGGACAGUGUUCCCGGACAGUGUUCCCGGACAGUGUUCCCGGACAGGUUGUUCCACCUGCACUAAGAACAAACACAUGUACAAAUAUUCGUUUAGUGUCAUUACAUAGAAGCCGCCGAGUCUUAGGCUUCACUACUCAUGAGGAAGGAGUGAUAGAACUGUCUUCGCCUCUUACACAUGCUAGUCAACACAGUUCCUGCUCUCACCAGUCCUUGUGAGGUUCUGGACCUUAUGGCCUUCUUGCUUGUGAUUUGGUUAAUUUUAUAUAGGUUUCACUCUGAAAUGAAUUCCCGCGCGUGAUGUUGAAUAGUUGCCAUAUCGCCUCUGAAUUGUCUGACUUUGUCAUCAUGGCAAUAAAAGACUUGAGUAUUAGCUCUUGGUCUUGGAGGCGGAGCUCUCAGACACCUCCCUGAGUGUCAUCCCAUAACUAAAUGUUGUUAAGCAUUUAUGCCUAACAACAAAAGUUGUAGCACAACAAAAAAAAGACAAAAGUUUUGAUUUCUUUUCCUCAGCUCAACUAUUCACGCCGAGAGUUGUUAGUCCUAAACAUUGCUCAGAACUGAAGUGAACUUAAUGAUUGUUUAAUAAACCAUGACCUUAAUAACCCUUCGAGGUUAUUAAAAAUAUUAUUGCUCAACACUAACUUAAAACUCGUCACUCCGUCUCUGGGAAGGAAAAAUGUGUGUAAAUACUGGCCGUGUGAAGUGUUUGGGGCCACCAGACAAAUAUUUAUCACCAGUUGAUUGACAGUUAAGAGGCGGGACCAAAGAGCCAGAGCUCAACCCCCGCAAGCACAACUAGGUGAGCACACCCCAGCACGCGUCACCUUAACAAAGAGAUUUUUUAUUAUUUGCCAAUUUUAAUUUACCGCUUUAUUAAAUAUGCGUUUGUGUAAUCGAUUUUCUUUUGCAAUUAUAAAUUGAAAACAACAUUUCACCUGCAGCCAAUCUACUUAUACAGAACCAAUUACCUUAUUAUAACGCAGUUGUUAUGCGUCACUGACUUAGGAUUAGACCCGUGUGUGCCACAAGUAAUUAGGUUUAAUGUAUCCAAUGGGCAUCCCCCGUCCAUUAACCAGACCCAUUAUGUGUCACAAGUGUGUCGAGUCGCCCGCCUUACAGCGACCUAGUGUGUGUACGUAUAUGUAAGUGACAGUCACGUGUGUACGUAUAUGUAAGUGACAGUCAUGUGUGUACGUAUAUGUAAGUGACAGUCAUGUGUGGAUAAGAACGAAUCAAAGAGCGUGUUAAGUUUAUGUGAGUGCCCAAGAGUGAUAAUAUUGGUGAGGACUAGGAUGAAUAGUCGUGUGAAGUGUGUGUGUGUGUGUGUGUGUGUGUGUGUGUGUGUGUGUGUGUGUGUGUGUGUGUGUGUGUGUGUGUGAAGUGUGUGUAUGUGUGUGUGUGUGUACCCGAAGGCAAGUGUGUGAAAAUAUGAGUGAAUAUAAUGUACAUAUUUAUAUAUUUUUUUAAAGUGUGUGUAAAUCCUGAUAUUUAAGGAAUACGCGUGUCUAAACUCGCUGUAAUAAAUAUAUAUAUAUAUAUAUAUAU
Messenger RNA from Procambarus clarkii (red swamp crayfish), 2891 nucleotides. RefSeq lists its product as uncharacterized. Gene Ontology annotation, biological process: sensory organ development; positive regulation of transcription by RNA polymerase II; axon development. The record is from RefSeq and is a predicted model, not a curated record. Lineage: Eukaryota; Metazoa; Arthropoda; Malacostraca; Decapoda; Cambaridae. Gene Ontology annotation, molecular function: DNA-binding transcription factor activity, RNA polymerase II-specific; E-box binding; protein dimerization activity. Gene Ontology annotation, cellular component: nucleus.